Molecule: messenger RNA, 2392 nt
Organism: Pecten maximus
Lineage: Eukaryota; Metazoa; Mollusca; Bivalvia; Pectinida; Pectinidae
Product: very long-chain acyl-CoA synthetase-like
Exons: 11
Coding region: 1-1860 (619 amino acids)
Molecular function (GO): long-chain fatty acid transmembrane transporter activity; long-chain fatty acid-CoA ligase activity
Source: RefSeq, a predicted model, not a curated record
AUGGUGCUUCUUUUUCCGAUUGCGAUAGUGACAACGAUGAUGGCGGCAGCUGUCAACAUUUUACUUUCAAAGCUUUGCACAAUAAGAAGUGCAAGACAUGUAGCAAAACUGACAGGGGAGAUUUUGUCGUCUGGAAAAUUUCUAGUGGAUAUAUUUGAAGACCACGUGGCCAGGAACCCCAAGAAAACCUUCAUUAUCCACGAGGGUAAAAUGUACAGCUACGAGAUCGUGAACGACAUGGCUAACAGAGUGGCAAACCUGGCCUUGACCUGGAACCUCGCCCCCAAUGCCACUGUAGCCACGAUGAUCUAUAAUGAAGCCGCUUUCGUGUGGACAUUAUUAGGCCUGAUGAAAGUUGGGCUGUCUGACGCCUUCAUCAACUAUCAUCUGACAGCGAAACCAUUGUUGCACUCUCUUAAUGUCAGCAACGCCAAAGUCAUCAUCAUCGGGGCAGGUGAAGAACUGUUGAAAUCACUUAUAGAGAUCAAAGAUGCGCUGCCAGCCGUACCUGUAUACGUUCAGGGAAAGGCCCAGGGAAGUCUACCCCCUGGCAUACUUUCAUUUGAUGACGCCAUCUUGCGCACACUGCCAGUUAACGUCUGUAAAUCCGCCAGAUCACACGUGAAUAUAACGUCCCCUCUGUGUUUUAUAUACACAUCUGGAACAACAGGACUUCCAAAACCAGCGAUCAUCAAUCAUGCCAAAUCUAUUUGGGCGUCAGUGAUCUACGCCAUGUUUGAUUUCAGCUCCAGUGACGUAGUAUAUGUUGUCACACCUCUGUACCACAGCGCCGCCACGUUACUCUGCCUUUUCAACGUGUUAAACCAAGGGGCUACAUUAGUGUUGCGAAAAAAGUUUUCUGCCAGCCACUUCUUCGAGGAUUGUCGUCUUUACGACGUUACCGUCUUACAAUACAUAGGAGAGCUCCUCCGGUACAUUCUUGCACUUCCGCGGACUCCUCUUGACUCCGUCCAUAAGAUCCGAGUUGCCUUCGGAAAUGGUCUAAGACCGGACAUCUGGACAGAGUUUCAGAAACGCUUCAACAUUCCUUGGAUCAUAGAAAUGUUUGGGGCUACGGAAGGCACUGGAGUAUUAGUGAAUACUACCCAAAAGGUCGGGGCCUUAGGGCGGCUGUCACCCUUGAUGCGAUGGGCAAGUAAAGAUCAAUUCGGGGACAUCCAUAUCAUACGGUAUGACCCAAUUGAGGACACCCCAAUGCGCGACAAAGCAGGUCACUGCAUCAAAAUCCAACCAGGUGAACAGGGCCUGCUUCUAACCCCAAUACCGGAAACAUACACUGGGUUCUAUAAGGGUGACGAAAAACUGAGCGAGACGAAAAUUCUUAGAAAUGUGUUCGAAGACGGUGACAAAUACUUCAACUUUGGAGAUAUUCUUUACUUGGACAAGGACUACUAUAUCUACUUCAGGGACCGUGUCGGGGACACUUUCAGGUGGAAAGGCGAAAACGUAUCGACACGAGAGGUUUGUGACGUCAUCAGCACUCUCGACUUCGUUCAAGACGUCAACGUAUACGGGGUACAAAUGCCAGGUACGGAAGGAAGAGCUGGGAUGGCUGCUAUAACUGUGAAAGACAAUAAAGACGUUACUCCCGCUAUGCUGCAGUCAUUGUACAGACUAUGCCAGAACGACUUACCUAAUUACGCCCGGCCAAUAUUCAUCCGAUUUCAGAAGACAUUUCUCGUGACGCAGACGAUGAAACACCGGAAACUCGAGCUGGUAGAAGAAGGGUUUGAUGUUGACAUGAUCAAGGAUCCAAUGUAUUACAUAGACAAUGAUAAGAAGACGUAUUCCCGUCUAACUCAGUCUUCAAAGGAAAGAAUACUUCAUUCCAGACUAUAAUAUUUUACUGCUAAUCUGUAUCUCUGUACUUUUAUUUAAAGUAACCUUUUAAUCAGAAAUGAUAUCUACAUAUAUAUACCAAAGAAAAUAUAUACAUCCGGUUUGAAAAAAAUGAACUAGUGUUUACGGAAUGGACCUACAUAGGCUGAAUCUUGAUUAUGUUUCUGAUGUUGUAUUUUCAGGAGGAAACCUUUUGUCAACCCACCUGACAAUAAUGCUUAUUACAUUCUGACCAAUGAAAUAUCAGAAAUUAUCAACGUAAUACAAAACAGAUAAGUGACUUUAAGAUCCGAAUGAAGCAAAUGUAAAGUAAUCAGUUUGCUGCUCUUCUGCAAAAUACAUUGCAGUUUGUAAUGACAUACUCAUUUCACAAGUUAUUCAAGCAGCAAAAUGUAGCAGAUAAUAUGAGUAAAGUGAAGCUGUUUUGUUGUCACGCCUAAAAAAUCAAGACUACGGUGUAAAUGAUUAUGUUAUUGAUCCCCGGCCUUUUUCGACGCCUAUAUUAUUCUCUUUUCAUCUUAAAAAAACUCAA